Amborella trichopoda is the source of this 2400-nucleotide messenger RNA. Lineage: Eukaryota; Viridiplantae; Streptophyta; Magnoliopsida; Amborellales; Amborellaceae. The record is from RefSeq and is a predicted model, not a curated record.
CUAACACACACACAAAAACAAAUAAUUCUGGUAUUUAGGUGCUCAAAUUUAUGUAGUUUUAUCCCUUUCCUAUUCUGAAAAUUGCAAGAAGUUUGUAGAAUUUUUAGUGUUUUGAUGGCUCACUGAUUAUUUCUAUAGUAUAGACAUAAUCCUCCAUUUAUAUUUCCAUUAAUUUCAAUCACAUAAUGAUUUUUCAUAUUGAAUGAGCCUUCAUUUCAUUGAUUUUCAGGUUUUGGUAUUUAAGUUUCUCACGCAGUUAAUAGAGGAACGUGACCUUACCGAUCAUAUUUCAUUACUUUGGAUUCACAAGUCAACCACUCUGCUUGCUUGCUUGCUUGCUUGCUUGCAGCUGCUAUCCUAACCUAAUUUUGACACAUUCAAAUCUCUCUCUCUCUGUAUUAUGCCUGUGAGUUAAUUUUGAGCAAAAUUUCUCUCUCUAAGAAAUAUAGAGGAAACUAUCGCUUCUCUCUCUAAAAGGGGGAACACCCUCUGUGUGUAGUAUGUCUGUGAGUUAAUUUUGGAGAAAAUGCAUCUCUUUUCAAGAAACAAAGAGACAAUGGUCUCUCAUCUCUCUAAAGAGUGAAUUCUCUCUUUCUCUAUCAAAUGUUUGUAUGGUUAUAGAUUGAGAAGCAUGAAUGUUGAACACAGAUGUCGGAAUGCUUCAACCGCAAAUGUUCGUUGCCGGGAAAAAUACCGUCGGGAUACUUCAAUUCGAUGUUUGGAUUCAACAGCGAUUCAUGGGCAACCGAUGCAGCACAAACAAAGAGCUUGGCCUUUGAUGGAUACUUUAUCCACCUCUACACCCUCACCCUCCAUCGCUUCCCUCUCGUUCUUCGCCACUUUGUUAAAAGUUCAGUCCCUGCAACUUGGGAUCCGGCCGCCAUUGCAAGGUUUAUUGAAAGGUUUGGGACGCACAUACUAGUAGGUGUAAGCAUUGGAGGAGAAGACUUGGUUUUGGCGCGUCAGGACCAUGGUUCGAGUCUGGAGACAUCUGAAUUGAAGAAGAACUUGGAGACCCUAGGAGACCAGCUCUUCACUGGCUCUUGUGCACUCUCUCCCCUCCAUUGGAAAAAGAAAGAAUACAAGAACAAGGUUCCUGAGGCUUUCAACAUCUUUGGGCCGCAGCCAUUGCAUUUCGAUGGAUUCUCACUUGCACAAAGACGAGACGGAGUUAGUGUGAUAUGUUGUAAGAGGGGAGGGGAUGUGAGCCUCCGGAGCCAUUGCGAAUGGGUUUUAUCAGUUGCCGAGAAUCCUGAUGCCAUUAAUUUUCGUUUCAUCCCCAUUACGUCCCUUCUUGAUGGAGUGCCUGGACAGGGCUUCUUGAUUCAUGCCAUUAACCUCUACCUUCGUUAUAAGCCCCCUAUAGAGGAUAUGCAAUACUUUCUGGAGUUUCAAUCUCACAAGAUAUGGGCCCCAAUUCACAGUGACCUCCCACUUGGGCCCUCAGCAAACAGGGCUCUACCAAACCCUUCACUUCAAUUCAAUCUAAUGGGCCCCAAGCUCUACAUCAGCAUCUCUCAGGUAACUGUUGGCAAAAGACCAGUUACAGGAAUGCGGCUUUAUCUUGAAGGCAAGAAAUGCAAUAGGCUAGCAAUCCACCUCGAACAUCUCAGAAACACGACACCGACACUUGAGAACCGAUUCAACGACACGACCAUGUGGCAAGGUUCAAUUGAGGGCAAUUCUCAAUACCUUGAGGCGAUCCAAAGGAGGACCUUCUCCCAUGUGUGCACAGCACCAGUUAAGUAUAAUCCUGACUGGACCACCACACCAAAAGGUGGUGCUUAUGUAGUCACCGGAGCACAACUUCAAGUGACAAAGCAUCAAGCCAAGAGUGUUCUUCACCUAAGGCUAAUGUUUCGACUGGUUUCCGAUUGCCAUGUAAGAAGGUCGGUUUGGGAACGUGGGACGGUGGUUUCCCGGAAGUCGGGAUUUCUCUCAUCAGUCAGUUCUUCGUUUUCGAGUUACCAAGAAAAGCCUAAGGAGCCAAUUGUUGUGGACUCAGGAGUAUUUCCGACAGGGCCACCGGUGCCCAAUGACGCACAAAAGCUUUUGAGGUUUGUGGAUGCUUCGCAUGUGUGCAAGGGGCCUCGUGAUAGUCCGGGGCAUUGGCUAGUCACUGGUGCUAAGCUAGACAUGGACAAGGGAAAGAUAUGCUUGCAUGUGAAAUUUUCCCUACUGGAUUGGGAAGAGGACAUGAGAUUUCUUUGAUGGAGCUUUUGAUAAUGGUGUUUUGUUCUUUCUAAUAGGGUCUGGGUAUUUUCAUGACUUAAGUGCAGUCUAAAGCACUUGGGGUUGCUAACUUGGUAUAAGAUUUUACUAAUCCAAUUAACCGAGUUCCUUGUACAAAUGAAAUUAAACUUGAGAAGCUAACAAUUGAAGAUUUUAAUAUUUAUUUCA